Molecule: messenger RNA, 967 nt
Organism: Sipha flava (yellow sugarcane aphid)
Lineage: Eukaryota; Metazoa; Arthropoda; Insecta; Hemiptera; Aphididae
Product: gametocyte-specific factor 1 homolog
Exons: 5
Coding region: 300-830 (176 amino acids)
Source: RefSeq, a predicted model, not a curated record
AAUUCUCACAUUAAAUCGUCUUGUUUUUUAUUGUUGGUAAACAUGGUUUAAAAGAAUUUUUUUUUCAUUUCUUAUCAGUCGUAGGAGAACAGUUACAUAUCCUUCUGUGGUCACAUGCUUUUGAUGAACUUGCAAAUCUCUAAUAGAAUACUAUCAUGUAUCGUUUGUGACGGUUCUCAUUUAAUAUUUCGUCAAUGUACGUCGUUAUUCAAUAUUCAUUUUACGUCUACCAGCUAUAGUUUAUACUCGUCAUUGUUUGAAAUAUUCAUAUACUCCGUAGAUUAUCUUACUACGUCACGAUGGAAUUACUGCAUUUGGCACCUAAUACUUUAGAUUUCCAUUGUCCAUUCAACCCAUCACAUUCAAUGCCACAGAAGACACUAAUAAAGCAUUUAAUAAGGUGCCCUGAUAGACCUCCUCAUUUUAGAAAUUGUGUUUAUAAUAUAUCACAUGUUAUGCCGGAAUCUGAAUUGAAGGAUCAUGAAGAAAAUUGCCCAAAUAGAAUUUUAUUUGAUUCAAUUUUAUAUGAAUCUGAAGAUAUUGUACGUCCAACUCCUGUUAUAAAAAAUGUACCUACUUUGGAGUAUGAAGAAUCUUGGGAUGGUCUUGAGCAAACUUCUGAUGUAUUGAAAAAUAUAAAUAAAAAAACAAUAUCAAUGAAAGCAAAACAUGGUUCUACAAAAUCAGAACGUAAAAAAUAUCGUACCAAUUUACAUGAACAAGAUAUUAAUAAUUAUAAUCAAGAAAGUGAAAUCAAAGAAAAGAAUCUGACACAAGACAUAAUAAAACCUUUAUUUAUUGGAAAACGACCUAAUGUUUCUAAGCACUAAAUCAUUUGUUUUUGGUUUUAUAUAAUUAAACUUUAUUUAGAAGUAUUUUUUGCUCUUAUUAAUGUAGUGUAAUAAAACAUGUACAAUCUGCCUUGACUUUCAACAUUAGGAUAAUGCAUUGUCAAAUUUCAUUAAAA